Vittaforma corneae ATCC 50505 is the source of this 2877-nucleotide messenger RNA. RefSeq lists its product as uncharacterized. Gene Ontology annotation, cellular component: chromosome. Gene Ontology annotation, molecular function: protein binding; double-stranded DNA binding; ATP binding. NCBI's taxonomy places the organism in Eukaryota, Fungi, Microsporidia, Nosematidae. Gene Ontology annotation, biological process: mitotic sister chromatid cohesion. The record is from RefSeq and is a predicted model, not a curated record. The coding region runs from base 1 to 2877 and encodes 958 amino acids. The transcript has a single exon.
AUGUUCAUAAAAAGAAUUGAGGUUGAAAACUUUAAAAGCUUCUUUGCCAGACAAUCAAUCCAAGUAGGAAGAAAGAACAUCUUUAUUGGAAAGAAUGGAUCUGGAAAGUCCAACCUUCUUACAGCACUGAGUGCUCUCUUUCUAUAUGGGGAAGAGAGGAGGCCUCAGCAUAACAAUAACGAGGAACCGUCUUCAGUUGAAGUAGAAGUUGACAAUUCAGACAGGAGAUUUCUCCUACCAUCUACAUUUGUGUUAAAGGCAAUAUUUAAGGAUGGGCCAGAGUUCAUCAUCAAUGAUAAGCCUAUUUCGAAGGAGGAGUUGAGAGGGCUUCUCGAGAAUGCAGGAUUCACGCACGAGUGCUUUGUUAUGCAAGGAAAAGUGAAUGACAUUGCACUGAUGAAUUCAAAAGAGAGGUUUAAGCUUAUUUCGAGAAUAGCAGGAGUUGAAAAGUAUGAAGAUUCUAAGGCCCUAGCCAUCAGCCUCCUGAAUGAAGAGAGCGAGGAAAAGAUUGAGGCAUUGAUUGAAAAGAUAGAGCUGAAAAUGAAGAUAUCGGAGGAGUAUAAAAGAAAGGCCGAGGAGUAUGACAAGCUGUGCAAGUCUAAAGCCGAAGCUGAAUUUGAACUUUUGAACUAUGAGCUUAAGGAGUUGAAUGAUGAGAUUGGCAGUAUAGAAAUAGGACAGACAGUCAGGGCAGCAGAGCAGGACGAGGGAAUGCUUGAGUUUGAAAUUAGGGCGUGUAAAGAAGAAAUGGACAAACUAGCCUUGAAAAUCAACGAAACAGAAGAGUUUUUGGAGAAAUUUGACAGGAUGAUUGUGAACCAAAUCAAAGAAAAGCUAGCAAAAGAUGGACCAAACAAUAUUAAUCCAUAUGACCAUAAGGUAUCGGUUUUGAGCAAGGCCCAGCUGGAGACCGUUCAGAAAUUAGAAGAAGAGGAGAAGAAGGAGAAGGAGAAGUACAUUGAGCUAAAGGCAUUGCGGUUUCUCGAUGCAUUGCCAGUGAAAGUAUCAUCGGAUGCUGCAAGAAUAGAUGAGGAGAUAAGGAUCUUAGAGGAGCAGCUAAGAAUAAAAAGAGAAGAGAUAAGAAAUUUUAAAAGCGAUUUCCAAAGCAAGGAAAACUAUAAAUCACUGAUCAGUCAAAGAAAGCAGCUUUGGAUCAAAGACAAGCAAAUUAAGGAGGAGCUAAAAAGUAUCGGAGAGUCUGAAAAGAGCUGUGAAAACAAGAUUUUGUACCUAGGAAAACUGUCUAUUAAUAUCUACGAAAUGCUAAAGAACAGUGCAGGAGUAGUAGGCACUGUUUUUUCUCUGUUUGAUAUUCCUGAUAAUUUACUGGAUGCAUUUGAAGCCGUUACGAGGAACUCCUUGUUCUGGAUUGUUGUUGAAGACGAUGAGGUUGCUACCAAGCUUGUGGAUAAUGUUGAAGGAAGGGUGACAUUCGUGGCACUCAAUAGGGUGUCUACCCGCACGAGAUCCAGAAUAAGGAUAGAAUCUGUGCAUAGCCUUUCUGACAGCAUCGAGUGUGAUCAGAAAUAUAAAAACCUGCUUGAAAUGAUAUGCAGGGACUACUAUGUCUCAUCAAAUGCCACUUCUGCACUUGAGAUAUCUGAGAAAUACAAUAUCAACGUAGUAACAUUAGAAGGGGAUAUCUUUAGUAAAAAUGGGACGAUAACAGGAGGAUAUGAAAACUCAAACCAGAUUCUGAAGGAGCUUAAGAACUGUAAGAGAAGGAUGAGAGAGUUGAAAGAAGAAUUGAGAAAGACAACUGGGGAAAUAUCAGCAAUUAACGAGAAAGUCAAAUACUCGGAGCUGGGCAAUGAGGAUGACUCAAGAGUCCUGGACAAUCUUCAUGCAGUUGAGAGGUAUCUUUCAUUGAAGAUAGAGCUUUUGAGAAGCAAAAGGAUAGUUGUGCCUGAGAUUCCAGAGUUGGAAAUGGAGCAUCUUCAAGCCCAGGAGAGAAUACCGAAGAUAAGGCUGGAGCUAGAGUCUAUUGAAAGCCAGAUGGCCAGAGCCAGUGAGAAAAAGAUGAAGAUCGAUGAGGCCAUUCAGAAAGUAAAGCUGAUUGAGUCUUCGGCAGUUGAACUUGAAAAUCUCAAGUCUAAGGAAAAAUCACUGAUCGAUUCUCUAUAUCUGAAAAAGGCAAAUGAAAACAUUGAAGAGUCGAGCAAAUUACAAAGAAAGCAUCUUUUAAUCGACAGAAGAACACAUUUAAUGAGGAAGAUCGGUGUUUCGGACUUUAAAUCGAUAUUUAUAAAGCAUUCUAAGGACGAAUUGAUCUCCAGCCUUAAGGAAAUUAACAAGAAGCUAAAGGUGUAUUCUGGAUUUUCAAAAAGGGAAAUUUUGGAUGACCAAAGGAGCGAACUGAGGCAAAGGUUGGAAGAGCUGAGAAUUUCAAAGUCUAAAAUACUGGAGUUUAUCUCGACACUGGACAGGAAGAAAGAAGACACUUUUAAUCUAAGCUUUUCUAUGAUUUCUGAUAAUUAUUCAUUUUUCUUUAGGAAGUUUACGGGAAAGUCAUCGAAUCUUCAUCUUAGGAACGAGGGAAUUGACAUAACAGUUGAUGGCAGGACAUGCGAUCUACCCUCAAUGAGUGGUGGCCAGAAGACCGUUAUUGCACUAUCGAUCAUCUUUGCUAUUCAAAAGAACGAUCCGUCUCCAUUUUACGUUUUUGACGAGAUCGAUGCCAAUUUAGAUAUGGAGCACUGUCUUAGGCUAAGUGAGAUUAUCAGAGAAAGCAGCUCACAGUACUUUAUCUCUACUUUCAAAGCCGAAAUGAUAGAGGCAUGUGACAGAUAUUACGGGGUUAUUUCUAGGGACAAACAAAGCUACGUUGAUGAGAUAAGUAAGGAGCUUGCGUGCGAGACAAUCAGGCCAGCGCAAUAA